CGUCCUUGGUGCUUUGCCUAUUGGGUGGCGUGACCGCUCUCGUUCAAUUCGCUACGGUUUACUAUUGGCCUGCACUUUUCAGCCACGCCCCCCUCACUUUCCUCAUCUCUCCCAAAUCCUUGGCCGACUCUCCUCUUCCUAUUUUCAUUGGUCUUUUUGUUGAACUUUACUUUGCCCGCCUCCUUCCCCCCCCCCCCGAGCGCUCUCCAAUCCUUGGCUUUCUCUGUAGAGUCCUCGCAGCGCUCAUUGGUCCGCUGGAGCUAUUGCUCUCUCAGCCGAACUCCAGCAGGCUUCCUCAAUCGGGCCUUUGGCUGUACCUUGUAUUCUUCUCUCUUGUUUUUUUCCCUGGGACUCGGCUGGGCCUUUCCCUGGGCAGCGUCACUGGAAGUUGAGCGGGGACCGUCUCUGCCGCUAACGGCGAGCUACUCCCCAAUCACUGACGGGGAUCCUUGCAGUGCAGAAUAAAUAAGACCAGGAGGACUAAGGGGCCAGCUAUGCAUGAAGUUGUACUCUGCACUCCUGCCUGCCUCUCUAUCUUGUACUGCUGCUGAUUCAGUGUAGACUGGAAUCAAAACCUCAUCAAGGCACACAGAAGGCAGGUAAUUGCACAGAAGAUUUUACUGCAAACUGUCAAGAUGAGUCCUUCACAGUGGGACUUUCCAGUGGAACUGUGUUGCCGGCCUAUGGCCUUUGUUACACUUACAGGCUUGGAUGUAGUGUAUAAUGCUGUUCAUCGGGCAGUUUGGGAUGCGUUUUGUGCAAACAGGAGAGCAGACAGAGUACCAAUUUCUUUCAAAGUACUCCCUGGUGAUCACGAGUAUCCUAAAUGUAGAACAAAGAGAACUUCAUACGAAUGGUACAUACCAAAAGGUAUCUUGAAGACUGGCUGGAUGAACAAGCAUCUGAAUUUGGUACCUGCGCUUGUUGUGGUGUUCUAUGAGCUGGACUGGGAUGAACCACAGUGGAAAGAAAAGCAGUUGGAGUGCGCUACUCGAGUUGAAAUUGUCAGGCAGAGUUUGCAGGGAAGAAAUACAAAAGUUGCUGUGGUUCUGAUUCAGAAGAAAACACCAUUACCUCCAGGAGAAGAUGUUAUUGCUUCUGAAAGAGCAGCAGCUUUAUGCAAUGCUUGUGAUCUCUCUGGGAAAUCGCUUUUUGUUUUGCCGCACACUGAUCACCUUGUAGGUUAUAUUAUAAGGUUAGAGAACGCUUUUUAUGAACACACACAGACUUACUACUAUACGGAAAUUCGAAGGGUGAAAUCUCAUAAAGAAUUCUUGAACAAAACAACUCAUCAGCUUUUGUUUGUUAGACAUCAGUUCAAAAUAGCGUUCUUCAGUGAGUUGAAGCAGGAUACACAGAAUGCUUUAAAAAACUACAGAACAGCAUAUAAUCUUGUACAUGAAUUGAGAGCUCAUGAAACAAACAUGUUGGAAAUCAAGACGAUGGCAGGAUUUAUAAAUUAUAAGAUUUGUCGCCUGUGUUUUCAGCAUAACACACCGCUGGAUGCAAUUGCACAGUUUAGAAAACAUAUAGACUUGUGCAAGAAAAAAAUAGGGAGUGCAGAGUUGGCUUUUGAACAUGCUGCCUGGAUGUCAAAACAAUUUCAGGCUUUUGGGGAUUUGUUUGAUGAAGCUAUUAAGCUAGGGUUGACAGCUAUUCAAACUCAGAAUCCAGGCUUCUAUUACCAGCAGGCGGCAUACUAUGCACAAGAACGGAAGCAACUGGCUAACCUUCUCUGUAAUCAUGAGCCUUCUGUGACAUAUCCCAGUCCAGAUCCGCUGGAAACGCAAACUGGAAUGCUAGACUUCUAUGGACAAAGGCCAUGGCGGCAGGGAAUAAUAAGCUUUGAUCUCAAUGAUCCUGAAAAGGAGAAAGUGGGGAUUCUGGCACUGCAACAGAAGGAGAAAAAGGUUCUUCACUCUGAACUAAUAAUCACCUUGCUGAGUAAUGCAGUCGCCCAAUUCAAGAAAUACAAAUGUCCAAGAAUGAAAAGUCACUUGAUGGUUCAGAUGGGUGAAGAAUAUUACUAUGCUAAAGAUUAUACAAAAGCUUUGAAGCUGCUAGAUUAUGUUUUAUGUGAUUACCGUACUGAGGGAUGGUGGACCCUCCUUACUUCUAUACUGACCACAGCUCUUAAGUGUUCCUACCUCAUGGCACAAAUAAAAGAUUACAUUACAUAUUCAUUAGAGCUGCUGGGAAGAGCAUCUACUUUGAAAGAGGAUCAAAAAUCUCGCAUAGAAAAGAAUCUGAUUAAAGUUCUUAUGAAUGAGACUCCAGAUCCAGAACUUGACUGUGAUACUGCUUCUGUGAAAGCAGCACAGAAGCUGUGGGCUGAUAGAAUUUCUCUGGCAGGCAAUAAUAUCUUUACAAUAGAAGUGCAAGAUUUUGUUCCAUUUGUGCAGUGUAAAGCCAAAUUCCUUGUUCCAAGUUUCCAUGUUGAUACCCCAGUUCAGUUUGACAUAUACUUGAAAGCUGAUUGUCCUCAUCCUAUCCGUUUCUCGAAGCUCUGUGUCAGCUUCAAUAAUCAGGAAUACAAUCAGUAUUGUGUGGUGGAAGAAGCAUAUCAAAAAAGUGACAUCCUGGAGCCAUCCACACAGGGGACAUUGUGUCUUAUCCCAGGAAAAACAAAAAAAUUCACUUUCAGAUUUGUGGCAAAAACAGAAGAUGUGGGAAAGAAGAUUGAGAUUACAUCAGUGGAUUUGAUUCUGGGCAGUGAAAAUGGCAGAUGUGUGAUAUUGAACUGGCAUGGUGGAGGAGGAGAUGCUGCUUCGUCUCAAGAAGCAUUGUUGGCUGCUCGCUCCUUCAAAAGGCGACCUAAACUUCCAGAUAAUGAGGUUCAUUGGGACAGCUUGACUGUUCAGGCAAGCACCAUGAUCAUUUCCAGAGUGCCCAACAUUUCUGUCCAGCUUAGACAUGAACCACCUGCACUCAUGAACGAAAUGUACUGUUUGAUUGUGACAAUCCAAUCGCAUGAGAAGACAGUUGCCAAAGAUGUAAAGCUCACAGCAGGCUUAAAACCAGGCCAAGAUGCAAACCUGACCCAGAAAACUCAUGUGACUCUAAAUGGAACAGAAAUGUGUGAUGAUUCCUAUCCUGCCUUACUUCCUGAUAUUCCUGUAGGAGACUUGCAGCCAGGUGAAAAGUUGGAGAAAGCUAUCUAUAUCCACUGUGGAACAGUUGGUACCAGGAUGUUUCUCAUGUAUGUUUCCUAUCUAGUGAGUGCAACCAUUGAAGGAAAAGAGAUCCUCUGCAAAUGUCACAGGGAUGAAACUGUUACUAUAGAGACUGUGUUUCCAUUUGAGGUAGCUGUUAAGUUUGUCUCUACUAAGUUUGAGCAUCUAGACAAAGUAUUUGUAGACGUACCAUUUUUACUGAUGACUGACAUCCUAAGUGCUUCACCUUGGGCCCUUACUAUUGUAACCAGCCAGCUACAGCUUUCUCCUUCUAUGAUACCAGUGGAUCAGCUAGAAUCUUAUGUGGAGAAUGUUGUUUUACAGACAAGUGAGAGUGCUAGUGAAUGUUUUUGCCUUCGUUGUCCACCAGUUACCAGUGGUCAAAAUGGAGUGGCUACUGGGUGUUAUGUAAUCUCCUGGAAGAGGAGCUCAGCUGUGAAUAGCAUACCUAUUGUUAAGACUGUGAUCACACUUCCCCAUGUGAUUGCAGAAAGUAUUCCUCUCCAUGUCAAUGCAGAUCUGCCCUCAUUUGGUCGAGUCAGAGAAUCCUUGCCUGUAAAAUAUCACUUGCAGAAUAAGACUAAUUUAGUUCAAGAUGUAGAAGUGUCAGUGGAACCCAGUGAUGCCUUCAUGUUUUCUGGUCUUAAACAGAUAAGAUUGCGAAUUCUUCCUGGUACUGAACAAGAAAUGUUAUACAACUUCUAUCCUCUCAUGGCUGGAUAUCAGCAACUACCAUCUCUCAAUAUCAACCUGCUACGGUUUCCACAUUUCACUAACCAGCUGCUUAGAAGAUUUAUACCAACACACAUCUUUGUAAAGCCACAGGGCCGCCAAGCAGAUGAUGCUUCUAUUGCCGCUGCAUAACUGAGGAUCCAUGCACUAAAGGGAAACCGAAUUUUGCACAGACUACAUAGAACUCCACUCCUAUCAUAAUAGCUUUGCUCAAGCUAAAUGUAAAACUUUAUUUUUAGAUUGGUAACAGCUACCCGAAAACUAAUGGAUUAACAAAGUCUCUUUGUGGACUUGAUGCUAACAAAUAAAUACACAGGGAAAAAGUCAGUGCUCUUAUUUAACAUAAUUGGUCUUUUCUUUUGACUUCCUGAAAGUUUAAGUAGAAGUGUUAUUUAUUACGUAUAUGGAAUAUUUUGGCAAUGUGGAUUAAGUUUAACUCUGCCAAAAAGAAGAAAAUUUCAUUCAGUCUUCCCAAAUGUUGUCUUGAUGUGCAAUGUCUGGCUUUUGUUGCAAUAACUGUAUUUUUCUCAUAUUUUAUAGGAUUUACAUGUCUGCUGUUUAUAGAUCCUUAUGUUUGUGCCCUUCUGUAUGUCAAGUAAAGAACAGGAUACAGUUAUAUCCUUAUUGUCUUGCAGGCUGUGGAUACCUUACAGCACAUGAUGGAUAAUUCCAGAUGUUGAAUGAACAAGUGUAAUUUGCAGUAAUACCUGGAAAUACUUGAGGCACAUACUGGCCUCUAGUAAUGCCGUGUUAGCUGUUGUAAAAUUCCUGUGGGCUUCCCCUUUUCUGUAGCAAGAGACAAAGAUGCCAGCAAGGUGGGGGCGGAAGGGACACCACAGAAGUGAGGAAGUUACUAAGAGGAAUUUUUGUCAUAGUAUAACCCUGAGCAAAUCCAGGCUUCUUUGGACCCAUCCGUUCUUCAGUGCUGUCAUGUCACUGAUAGUCUUUAUCAGAGAAGAACCGCAAAUAAUAGGGGAUAGUAUAGCACAGGUUCUUUUUAAGGAACCCAUGUGUGGCUCCUUUGACUGAUCAUCCUUACAAAACUGCCUCAUAAUUCCAUUGCCAUGGAGGCCUCUCCCACAGAAUGAUAAGCCUUUGGAGACAAGCUGAAGCUUUUGGCUAAUACGUACACGUAUAAAAACAUGCAUUUACAAACCCUUCAGGUGAGACAUGACAAGCCAGUUCUCUCUCUCUCUCUCUCUCUCUCUCUCUCUCUCUCUCUCUCUCUCUCUCUCUCUCUCUCUCACACACACACACACACACACACACACACACACACACACACACACACACACACACACACACUCUUAGGUUUUUCUAUACCCAGUGGGAGACUCUCCCCAUGAUUGGGAACAUGGGGCACCCCAGCAUUCCUGGUCAUGGAGAUACUUUCCUGGUUGAUGCAGUAUUUGUCACUACAGACUAAUGCUGUAUUCAUAGACAGUACCCACUGAAUCUGUCAGUGUGGGGGCAGGGCUUGUUGCACAUUGCUGUGGGUGUUGUAAAUUGGAAUCCCUUUUAAGGAAUAAUCCCCUAUGAUGCAGCAGUUCUAUCUGGUCUUAAAGAAAGGUGGCUGGAUUAGCUAACAGUUCAUCAGGUAAUUCUACAUAUAGAAUGUCAGUCAAUUAUCUAAGAGAAAUUCAACCUAUUGAUGUUCAUGUGAGCUGGUAUUUAGAAUUUCCACAGUAAAUCAUGUAAAUAAAUGCUGUUUUGUGAGAUUUUCCAUUGUUUAAUAAAUUAAUUUAAGCUUUG
Molecule: messenger RNA, 5657 nt
Organism: Hemicordylus capensis (graceful crag lizard)
Lineage: Eukaryota; Metazoa; Chordata; Lepidosauria; Squamata; Cordylidae
Gene: TRAPPC11
Product: trafficking protein particle complex subunit 11
Exons: 31
Coding region: 636-4037 (1133 amino acids)
Source: RefSeq, a predicted model, not a curated record